AAUAGAAGAUUACAUGAAGUAAAUCAGACACUCUUGCAGUAGCCAUUGGGACUGCCGGCUAAAAAAGAAAUUAAAAUGUUAUUCAAGAUUAUAUUUUGUUUAUUAAUACUUGGCCGGCUUUUCGACGAAAUCUUGUCUGACGGUAACGUCUGUUAUCGGGACUUGGUCGAGCCCGGCCCGUGUAAAGGGAAAUUCCCCAGGUACGGAUACGACAAGAAAUUAGGAAGAUGCCGUAAAUUCUACUGGGGCGGCUGUGAAGACAAUGGAAACAAUUUCAAGUGUUUGUCCGAAUGCAUAGACACUUGCGAGACUCGGUGUGAUUAAGUGACCACAUAUUACAUAACACAAAAUUUCGUACAAAUAUACCUACAUAAUAAAUAAAUAUUGUCUA
Messenger RNA from Leguminivora glycinivorella, 391 nucleotides. RefSeq names its product trypsin inhibitor-like. Lineage: Eukaryota; Metazoa; Arthropoda; Insecta; Lepidoptera; Tortricidae. Gene Ontology annotation, molecular function: serine-type endopeptidase inhibitor activity. The coding region runs from base 76 to 324 and encodes 82 amino acids. The record is from RefSeq and is a predicted model, not a curated record. The transcript is spliced from 3 exons.